Messenger RNA from Mangifera indica (mango), 2326 nucleotides. Its product is annotated as cellulose synthase-like protein B4. Gene Ontology annotation, cellular component: trans-Golgi network; plasma membrane. The transcript is spliced from 9 exons. Gene Ontology annotation, biological process: plant-type primary cell wall biogenesis; cellulose biosynthetic process. Gene Ontology annotation, molecular function: cellulose synthase (UDP-forming) activity; mannan synthase activity. Lineage: Eukaryota; Viridiplantae; Streptophyta; Magnoliopsida; Sapindales; Anacardiaceae. The record is from RefSeq and is a predicted model, not a curated record. The coding region runs from base 57 to 2186 and encodes 709 amino acids.
CCACAGCCACUAACAAGUUCAAGCGGCCAACAAAACAAGCACUUGAUAUUUUCUUCAUGGCCAUUCCGAUAAUGUCUGCGCCUCUAUUUGAAAAGGUAUUUCCCAAAAACACAUACCAAAGAGCUGUGGAUAUCGCUUUCUUGUUCCUUCUCCUUUGCCUUUUAAUCUAUCGUCUCCUGUCUCUGAACAAUCAUGGACUCGCUUGGUUUCUCGGUUUCUUAUGCGAGUUAUGCUUCACUAUCAAUUGGAUUGUCAUCGUUUGCACUCGGUGGACUCCUAUGUUGUACAAGCCAUUUCCUGAACGCCUCCAGCGACGGGUGCCUGAUCUUCCACCGGUGGACGUGUUUGUAACAACAGCUGAUACUGUGCUAGAGCCACCUAUCCUCACUGUGAACACUGUGCUAUCUUUGUUAGCAGUUGAUUACCCAGCUAACAAGCUCGCUUGCUAUGUCUCCGAUGAUGGCUGCUCACCUCUAAUCUUCUAUUGUCUCAGUGAAGCCACUAAAUUUGCUAAGCUUUGGGUGCCAUUCUGUAGGAAAUACAAUGUUCAAGUUAGAGCUCCCUUUCGGUACUUUAUGGAUGAGUCUACACCGUCCACUGCAAAUUCUAAUGAUUUCCAACGGGAAUGGAAAUAUAUGAAGGAAGAGUAUGAGCAGCUUAGCAAACGCAUAGAGAAUGCAGCGCAACAGCCUUUUCCCAUUGCUCUAACUGGCGAAUUGGCCGUUUUCUCUGAUACUGAACCGCGAAACCAUCCGACAAUACUCAAGGUCCUAUGGGAGAACAAGGAGGGUCUGCCAGAAGGGUUGCCACAUUUAAUUUAUGUAUCGAGGGAGAAGAGGCCAAAGAAUCCCCAUUAUUACAAAGCAGGAGCUAUGAAUGUACUAACUAGAGUGUCCGGGUUGAUGACAAAUGCUCCUUUCAUGCUUAAUCUGGACUGCGACAUGUUUGUCAACAACACACAGAUUUUUCGACAGGCUAUGUGUCUCAUGCUCGGUUCUAAUAGUGAAAAAGACUUGCUGCUUGUGCAUGAAUAUAUCGGGAAAGGAAUAGUGGGAAUUCAAGGACCUUACUACGGAGGAACAGGAGGUUUUCUUAGACGAAAAGUUAUCUAUGGCCUAUGGCCGGAUGAAGUGGAAAAUCAAGAAAAAUUAUCUGAUAAUGCAUUACUCAAAGAAUGUGGAAAUUCAAAGGAGUUUAUCACAUCAGCCGUUGAUGCGUUGAAAGGGAAGACCGACAAUUUUCCCAGCAACCCGUCUAAAUCUCUUGAGGCAGCUCACCAAGUUGCAAGUUGUAGCUAUGAGUACGGCACUGGCUGGGGUAAAAAGUUUGGGUGGAUAUAUGGAUCUCUAGUAGAAGAUAUCUUGAUAGGGUUGACCAUCCACAUAAAAGGGUGGAGAUCAGGAUAUUGCUCACCAGACCCUCCAGCCUUUCUAGGAUGUGCUCCACCUAACGGGCCGGCGGUGAUGGUCCAACAAAAGAGGUGGGUAACUGGGGUGCUUGAAAUCUUUUUCAGCAAACACAAUCCAAUAAUAGGUACCCUCAAUGGCAACCUUCAAUUCAGGCAGUGCUUGGCGUAUUACUAUAUCAUUCUGUGGGGCUUCCGUCCCAUUUUUGAGCUUUGCUAUGCCACUCUGCCAGCCUACUGCAUCCUCACCAACUCCAAUUUCUUGCCUAAGGUACAAGACCCGGGCAUAUAUUUUAUUGUGGCUCCUUUUGUGAUCUACUAUCUGUAUACUCUAUCAGAGUUCAUUAGAACUGGUUUCUCAGUCUAUACAUGGUGGGUAAGCCAAUGUAUGGCAAGAAUUGUGGCAAUGACUGCGUGGUUGUUUGGAGUUGUAAAUGUGAUACUGAAGCUCCUAGGAUUAUCUGAGAUGGUUUUUGAAAUUACAGAGAAAGGUCUAUCGACUUCUGGUGAUGAUGAAGGUAAAUUUGUGUUUAAUGAGUCGCCGGUUUUUGUGUCGGUGACGACGGUUGUGCUGGUGCACCUGACCGCAUUGGCUACCUGCUUCUUAGGCUUACAACCACUGCCAGGCCUAGCUGAAUUCUUUUACAGUGUGCUUGUGUUGGUAGCUUUUUGGCCGUUUGUAGAAGGUCUGUUUAGGAAAGGAAAAUAUGGGGUCCCCUUAAACACCAUUUAUAAAUCUUCUGCUCUAGCGAUAUUUUUUGUAUAUUUGUGCAAAUUGUAAAAGGUCCUGGAAUUGAGAUGAUAAAUGUUCCUGCAACAUGUCAUAAGAUUAAUAUUUAUUUAGCCUUCAUCGUGUUGCUUUUACUCGAUGCAAGAACAAGAAGUUGUUCAAUCAAAAUAUCAUACUGUGUUUUAUCAUCA